GGAAGGCGCGGAGCACGGUCGGGAGGCCUCGGUUUGCCUCGCUCGGGAGUGAAGGAGCGAGGGGCCGUUCGGGCCUUUUCCCGCUUCGCUUCUCCUCUCGCCGGGCGGGGCGGGGGUUUGGGAUAAACCCGGCGCGGGCCUGGCCCCGCAAGGCUGCGCGCCCUGCCGAGAGCGAGCCUGGAGCGGGGGAGAAAGGCGGCCCGGCCCCGCGGGCCGAGAACAUGCCCGCAGGCGGCCGCCGGCGGGAGCAGGGCCGCCCUCCGGGCGUGCGGCGUGCACAACGUCUGCCGCCUCCUCAGCCGCAGGGCCCACGGCUUCUAUGCCAGAGAUGCCGGUGUCGCCCACAGGAAGAACCUGGGACUCCUCCGAAAGAUCAUGUGUCAGGAAAGUACUAAAUUCAAGAACGUUUGGACAACUCAUUCUGCAUCUCCUAUUGCAUAUGAAAGAGGAAGAAUUUACAUGGACAAUUACCAAUGCUGUAUCACCAGCAUUGCACAACAGCCAAGACUAAUUUAUCAAAAGUCAAAGUGUGCCAAGUCUGAAAAAAUAGAAGAUGCUUUGUUAUUGGAAUGCCCACUGGGGGAAAUGCUACCGAGUCCAUCUGAUUAUAAAGCUUCCCUGAUAGUCCUGACAGUGCAGAACUGGCUUCUACGUCUCUCUGCUGAUAGUGGAGAAGUACUGGAAAAAGUGUACCUUGCUGGUUCCUGUUGCAAAUUCUUCAGGUAUCUGAGCUGGGAUACUCCUCAAGAGGUAAUGAUUGUAAAGUCAGCUCAGAAUAAGCUCCCUGCAGCAGCACGGCAGGCAGGAAUCCAACAGAGUGUAUUGUUUUAUCUUGCUGUAUUCCAAGUUUUGCCUCUUUCAUUCAUUGGAAUGCUGGAAAUAAACAAAAAGAUUUUUGGUAAUAGUGUGACAGAUGUUGCUGUUUCUAAUGGAAUCCUGAUUGUAAUGUAUAGCAUGGGUCUGGUCAGACUCUAUAACUUCAAGGCAAUUUUGGAACAGUUCAUGGAGCAGCCAUUUGAUUUGGGACAAGAAUUCAACUGGAAUGGUCAGGUGGGAGUUGUAGGAAAGUAUCCAUUUGGUCUUCCAUGUAACAUUAAAAUAACAGAUACCCCACCUUUGCUAUUUGAAGCAUCUUCUCUGGAGAAUGCAUUUCAAAUUGGAGGUUACCCUUGGCAUUAUAUCAUCACACCUAACAAGAAAAAACAUAAAGGAGUCUUCCAUAUUUGUUCUCUGAAAGACAAUACUUUGGCAAAAAAUGGCAUACAGGAUAUGAAAUGCUGUUCACUUGAACCUGACUGGAUAUAUUUCCACCCAGAUAUGUCAGGUAGAAUAAUCCACGUGGGACCAAAUUUGAUAAAAGUCUUAAAGCUUAAGGAAGUUAAAAAUCAUGCGGAUCAAAUGGAGAUUGCAGAAGAUUUUACGAUUGUAGCCAACAGAGAAAACUGUGUGAACAACAAUGUUACUGUAACAGCUUCUGGUCGAGUGGUGAAAAAGCGUUUCACCUUGCUGGAUGAUGACCCGGAACAAGAGGUAACUGAUGCAACAUUCAAAAUUGUGGACUAUGAAGAUGAAUUGGAUUUAUUAUCCACUGUGGCAGUUACUCAGAUAGGAGCUGAUGGAAGAGCUCACCUUGACUUUCAUUGCAAUGAACAUGGGAAUCUGCUUAAGAGUAUUCCAUUAAAGGAGUCCUGGGAUGUGACUUACAGUCAUGAAGUUUACUUUGACAAAGACCUCGUAUUACAUAUAGAACAGAAGCCUAACAGGAGAUUCAGUUGUUACGUUUACCAAAUGGUAUGUGAUACUGCAAGAGAUGAUGAUUCUUAAUGCUACAGAAAAACCCAGGAAGUGCUUAGUAAAAAAAGGAGGAAGAACUUUUGUAUAUAUUUAAGCCAUAAGCACCAGCUACAGAGACUUUUGGAUGCUAUUGAAGGAUACCGCAAAAGAUGAUGAUUCUUAAUGUAUGAAAAAAAAAAACAAACAGAAAAUGUUUUGUAAAACAAGUAGGACGAACUUUUGUAUAUAUCUAAGCCAUAAACACCAGCUACAGAGACUUUUGGAUGCUAUUUAAGGACUCCAUACAUAGUAGUCAACUACCGUUUUUCUGGCUGGAUUUAAUCUUAAGAUUUUGUACUAUUACUACAUAAGGUCUUGUUUCUUUUUUUCUUUGUGUCACUGUAUGCUUGCCUGUAGUUCACCAUGGCUUUUCAUGUAUUCGCCAGUUCAUCAUUAAUGCUAGAUGCAGCAUUUAUUGCUUCUCUUCAGCAAUAGGAUUGAAAUACUGGACAUCAAGGAGAAAGACAUGGAUUUACUAUCUGCCAUCUGCUGUGAUCUGACUUAUAUAGUUUUACCUAUGCAACUCUAACACAAACUGCUAAUUAAUCAAAGUAUGUAAAACUAUCUAGGAUGAAUUUUGUAUGUAGUAUGAAAGUUGUAGUGUUACCAUUAAACGCUUAGACAAAA
This is a messenger RNA of Hirundo rustica (Barn swallow), 2460 nucleotides long. RefSeq names its product DDB1 and CUL4 associated factor 17 (gene DCAF17). Lineage: Eukaryota; Metazoa; Chordata; Aves; Passeriformes; Hirundinidae. Gene Ontology annotation, biological process: protein ubiquitination. The transcript has 14 exons. The coding region runs from base 376 to 1824 and encodes 482 amino acids. The record is from RefSeq and is a predicted model, not a curated record. Gene Ontology annotation, cellular component: Cul4-RING E3 ubiquitin ligase complex.